Messenger RNA from Mugil cephalus (flathead mullet), 1378 nucleotides. RefSeq names its product aldo-keto reductase family 1, member A1b (aldehyde reductase) (gene akr1a1b). Gene Ontology annotation, cellular component: cytosol. Gene Ontology annotation, molecular function: aldose reductase (NADPH) activity. The transcript has 9 exons. Lineage: Eukaryota; Metazoa; Chordata; Actinopteri; Mugiliformes; Mugilidae. The coding region runs from base 162 to 1136 and encodes 324 amino acids. The record is from RefSeq and is a predicted model, not a curated record. Gene Ontology annotation, biological process: aldehyde catabolic process.
UCAUAUCCCGGAAAGGGAAACAUCAACAAAAUGAAGUGGUGUUUUUGAACAUUUGGCAGAAAACGACGCUCUUUCAUACGCGCAGCACAACGAGAAGAGGUUCCUGUGUGAAGUCCCGGGAUUUACGAUCUUGAAUCGAUAAGUCGGUGCUUCUGAGAGGCAUGAAUGACUUUGCAGUUCUCAACACAGGGCGCAAGAUGCCCCUCAUCGGCCUGGGCACAUGGAAGAGUGAGCCAGGAAAGGUAAAACAAGCAGUCGUCUGGGCGCUGGAGGCUGGGUAUCGCCACAUCGACUGCGCAGCGAUCUAUAACAAUGAGGUCGAGAUUGGAGAAGCUCUACAGGAGACGCUCGGGCCUGACAAGUCCCUGAGACGAGAGGAUGUGUUCAUCACAUCCAAGCUUUGGAACACCCGGCAUCACCCGGAGGAUGUGGAGCCAGCCCUCUUGAAGACUCUGAAGGACCUGAAGCUGGAGUACCUUGACCUCUACCUCAUCCACUGGCCCCACGCCUUCAAACAAGGAGACGUCCCUUUCCCCAGAAAAGAGGAUGGCACCAUAUUGUAUGAUGACAUAGACUACAAGCUGACAUGGGCUGCCAUGGAGAAGCUGGUGGGUAAGGGCCUUGUGCGAUCCAUCGGCCUGUCCAACUUCAACAGCAGGCAGAUUGAUGACAUCCUGUCAGUCGCCAGCAUCAAACCAACCGUCCUCCAGGUGGAGAGCCACCCCUACCUGGCCCAGGUAGAGCUGUUGGCUCACUGUCGGGAGCGUGGCCUGGUGAUGACGGCCUACAGUCCUCUGGGGUCUCCUGACAGGGCGUGGAAACAUCCGGACGAGCCUGUCCUCCUUCAGGAGCCAGUGAUCGCCUCCCUCGCCGAGAAAUAUAAAAAGUCCCCUGCUCAGAUCAUCCUGAGGUGGCAGACGCAACGAGGAGUGGUAACGAUCCCCAAGAGUGUGACAGACUCCCGCAUCAAAGAGAACAUUCAGGUGUUUGACUUUACCCUGGAAGCAGAGGAAAUGAAAAGCAUCACGGCAUUGAACAGAGGCUGGCGCUACAUCAUACCAAUGAUUGAAGUGGAAGGAAAGAGCGUUCCCCGGGACGCAGGACAUCCUCACUACCCUUUCAACGACCCCUACUGAUAACUCGCAUUACGACCAGAAUCUGUGCCUUCAACAGCCCCAUUGACACGACUUCACGCUGCCACAUCACCAAUAAAUGUUCCCGGAUCACGUCACUGCAGUUUGUCUUUAGAUUUCGUCAAAUCCUGCACUUAUUAGUGAAACAUAAGUUGCUGUGCUUACAGUGAUGGAGACUGGAAAAUCUGGUGUGACUGCAUACAUGCUGUACGUGUUAUUUUUUAAAUAAACACUUUGUUACUUCC